Molecule: messenger RNA, 2528 nt
Organism: Octopus sinensis (East Asian common octopus)
Lineage: Eukaryota; Metazoa; Mollusca; Cephalopoda; Octopoda; Octopodidae
Product: origin recognition complex subunit 3
Exons: 20
Coding region: 288-2435 (715 amino acids)
Biological process (GO): DNA replication initiation; DNA replication
Cellular component (GO): DNA replication preinitiation complex; nuclear pre-replicative complex; nuclear origin of replication recognition complex
Molecular function (GO): DNA replication origin binding
Source: RefSeq, a predicted model, not a curated record
AAAAGAUUAGUCCCGCAGAUAUAUGUACUUAAAACUAAAAAUCGUCAAAAUUUCUGCAGAUUAAAAAAAAAAUAAAACUCUAUAACCUCUGCCAAUUAAAAAUAAAUGAAAAAUAUAUACUCAUGUUUUUAGUUCUUAUGUAUCCUGUUUGUAAAUCAAACAUAACACACACACACACCAUAUAUAUAUAACGGACAAACACACACCCAUAUGUGUAUGUGUUUACACGUGUUAUAUUUUCCCGCGAAUUCUGAAACAACACUGUGGCUGUCUUUUAAAAGUCUAGUAUGGCCACAAGCUCUAUUUCUAAGGGAUGCUUUGCCUUUAAAGGGAACAAAAAAAGACUAAAUGCAAAUGAAAUUUUGAAAUGUAACCGAAACGCCAUUGUUAAUUUAAUCUAUGAAUCACAUACAAAUUCUUGGAAUCAGAUCAACCAGAAAUUCCAGGAUUUGCAGUUUCACAUGACUGAGGACUUGUUCAACAGUUUAUUGAAGUACAUAAAAUCAUGCAAUACCAACUUCAGCCUAAGCAACAACACAGGUGCAGCCUCAAGGCAAACAAGGACUCAAGAGAUACCAACUGCGGUCUUGUUUACAGGUGUCAAUACUCCUGACCAUACAGUUAUGUUCUCCAAUCUACGCACCAAUCUUCAACAGAAGAUCAGUCCCCUGGUUGCAUCAUUAACCUCAAAGACCUGUACCACUAUCAGGAAUAUUAUCCAGCAAGUUCUUGGACAGAUUAUACAUCAAUCUUCUCAAAUGUCCUUUUCAGAUGACGAGGAAGAUUUGAAUCCAAAAUCUGCCCCAUGUACCCUGAACACAUUAGCUGAUUGGUAUUAUGAUAAAUACAAGAAAGUUGGAAAUUUUCCUUCACCUGCAAAAAAGAAACGGUCAGAAAAUGAAGACACUGUAAAUGCAGAUUCUUCGCCAAAUCUACCAAACAUAGUUAUUAUAUUUGAAGACCUGGAAUCAUUCACUUUGAAACCAUUGCAAGAUUUUAUUAUGAUAUGCAGCUCCUACCAAUGUCGUUUACCAAUGGUCUUCAUUUUCGGUGUAGCUACAACCAUGAAUUCUGUCCACAACUCCCUCCCCAAGCUGGUGUCAUCUCAACUGUGCAUGGAAAAGUUUCAAGUGCCACCACCGUCAGAAUAUAUGACACGUCUUCUUGAUGAGACCCUGCUAAAUGCCGAUGUUCCUUUCAAGUUGGGACCAAAAGUCUUUGAGUACUUGCUUGAUGUGUUCCUCUACCACAACUUCUCCAUCUCCUAUUUCAUGAAAGGAAUUAAGAUCGCUAUUCUUGACCACUUCUUUAGCUGCUCUUUGAGUUAUUUAAUUCUUCCCGAAAAGAACUCUGAGGUGAUGACACAACACAUCAAACAAACCGACCCUGACGCUGUUCGGCAACUUCCAUCAUUCAUGAAAUAUGUCGAGAUAUCUCCACACAGCAAGCAGAAGAGUUUACUCCUCAGCGAUAAAGCAUUAAAAGAAGAAUUAGCAAAACUUUUGGAAGAUUUCCACCUCUAUCACAAGAACUUCUUCAUCAUGCUCAACUGUCUUCAUAUCCUUGUUGGGAAAUUACCAAAAUAUCCACUUGGAAAGCAAAGACGAGAAUUAUAUCUGCUGUGUUUGAAACAAUUCAUCUGUGAUACGGAACAGUACCAAGAAGCCAUGAAUCUUUUGAGAUUUCUGUCAAAAGAUGAAUUGGAAAAUAUGCUGAUAAGUUGCCAAGAGAGCUUACUCAAACAAACAUUAACUGACCCCUGUAUUCCUGUUUGUUCUAAAUUGUGUGACUUUCUGAAAAUGCUGGAGGACCUCGAUGGUAUGAAACUUGAAGAAGAGAACAAAGGCAAUUCUGAUGAUGAAGAACUCGCACAGCUACCUAAACGAACAAAUCUCCAUAAUCUACGAAAGACUUUGCAAGAAAUGGAUAAGAAAAAGAAGAAACUGUCGCCAUUUGAGAAAUUGCGUGAAGAAAUCAUAUCAUAUAUGGACAGCAAUUUCAGGAUCUUCUUGAAAUGUCCCUCAAGCAUUCCACUUCAUGAAGUCUUCUACUAUGAUUCGUUGCCAAUAUUACAGGAUUAUUUUACUGUGUGUCCUCGAGCAGCCAUCCAGAAAGCUCUCUCUCAACCACAUUCCUAUCUCAAAUGUUCUUGCUGUGAAGCUGACCCCGGAGUGAUUCUGUCUUCUUUCCCAGAUGUUUGUGUUGCAUAUAAACUACAUCUUGAAUGUGGACGUUUAAUCAAUUUAUAUGAUUGGUUACAAUCAUUUAUUACUGUUCUUGAAGAUUCUGAAAACAAACCGAAACGUAAAGACCAACACAAAGUAUUACAAGCUCGUUUUAUUCAAGCCAUUUCGGAAUUACAGUUCCUAGGAUUCAUCAAGCCCACACGCCAGAAAACUGAUCAUGUGGCUCGGUUAACAUGGGGCGGGUGUUGAUUCUAAACAUCUUUUCUUUCAUGCUGGAUAAACUCAGAUAUUUUAUUUGUUUAUAUUUUAUAUAAAAUAAGCUGUAAUAAACUUUGAAAUUCA